AUGGACAACUUUGAGAAGCAUUCAGAAAGGAAGAGGAAAAUGCCUCUUUUUUCAGAGAGGUGGCCGAGAAUCAGCAAGUUCAUCCUGUCCGCGUGUGCUGCUUCUGUGGCAGAACUAGUGACUUUCCCUCUGGACCUCACAAAAACCCGGCUUCAGAUCCAAGGUGAAGCUGCUGUACGUAGCUAUGAAGAUGCAAGAAGGAGGACUGUCCCUUACCGUGGUAUGCUACGUACGGCAGCCGGGAUAGUCCAAGAAGAAGGGAUGCUAAAACUCUGGCAAGGAGCAACACCAGCGGUUUACAGACACAUAGUGUACAGUGGAGUGCGCAUGGUUUCAUAUGAACAUCUUCGUGAUUCUGUGCUUGGCCGAGCUGCAGACGGGAGCUUUCCUCUAUGGAAAGCUGUGGUGGGGGGCAUGAUGGCUGGUGCCAUUGGCCAGUUCUUUGCCAGCCCAACAGACCUGGUGAAAGUACAGAUGCAGAUGGAAGGAAAGAGAAGGCUAGAAGGGAAACCGCUGCGAUUCCGUGGAGUCCAUCAUGCGUUUCUGAAGAUCCUGUCCGAUGGAGGAAUAAGAGGCCUUUGGGCAGGCUGGGUGCCCAACGUCCAACGGGCUGCUCUAGUAAACAUGGGAGAUCUGACAACUUAUGAUUCAGUUAAACACUUUUUACUCCUGAACACACCACUUCAAGACAACAGCAUCACUCAUAGCCUUGCGAGUGGGUGUUCCGGCCUUGUAGCUGCUGUUUUGGGGACUCCGGCGGAUGUGAUCAAAACCCGAAUAAUGAAUCAACCGAGAGAUGAACAGGGAAGGGGUCUGCUGUAUAAAUCUUCCACUGACUGCUUGUUUCAGGCAAUUCAAGGUGAAGGGUUUUUGUCUCUGUACAAAGGUUUUGUACCAACAUGGAUGCGAAUGGCUCCUUGGUCUUUGGUCUUCUGGCUCUCCUAUGAACAAAUCAGAAGAAUUACUGGAAUUAGUUCGUUUUAGGAAUGUACAAUAUAU
Molecule: messenger RNA, 999 nt
Organism: Euleptes europaea (tarantolino)
Lineage: Eukaryota; Metazoa; Chordata; Lepidosauria; Squamata; Sphaerodactylidae
Gene: SLC25A27
Product: solute carrier family 25 member 27
Exons: 10
Coding region: 1-984 (327 amino acids)
Biological process (GO): response to cold
Source: RefSeq, a predicted model, not a curated record